Molecule: messenger RNA, 398 nt
Organism: Prorocentrum cordatum
Lineage: Eukaryota; Dinophyceae; Prorocentrales; Prorocentraceae
Source: the annotation of a GenBank genome assembly
GUGUUUUCCUUGCGGAAGCUCAGCGACCAUGCGAUGGUGGAGCUCAAGCUGGAGCCGCGCUCGGAGGCGCCCAAGGCUGAGCAGGCCAUACCGAAGUUCCUUUUCGAGACGUCCGCCUACCAGAAGCAGAUCGAGAUCCUCCGUGCCGCCUGCGAGCUUGACAGCAUGACGGCCUCUGAGCAGUGGGAGUGCGCCAAGCGGCAGAUGGUGCUGGCAGCCGAGACGACGCGCAACAUUCUGCUCCAGACGUCGAUCGGGGACAACACCGACGACAGCUUGGACGCACAGGCCAUGGCGCAGCGGGCUGUCGCGCGGGCGGUCUGGCGCCAGGAUCGGCGGCUUGCUGGCCGGCUGGUAGCCAACGCCGCCACGGGCCAGCAGCGGCCUUCGAGACCGAG